Molecule: messenger RNA, 1546 nt
Organism: Cynara cardunculus var. scolymus (artichoke)
Lineage: Eukaryota; Viridiplantae; Streptophyta; Magnoliopsida; Asterales; Asteraceae
Exons: 9
Coding region: 1-1401 (466 amino acids)
Biological process (GO): mitotic spindle assembly; activation of protein kinase activity; regulation of mitotic spindle organization
Cellular component (GO): mitotic spindle; nuclear microtubule
Molecular function (GO): protein kinase activator activity; microtubule binding
Source: RefSeq, a predicted model, not a curated record
AUGGAAAUGAAAGGGGAUAUCGCCGGAGCAGUGACACUGACACCGUCUAAGUCAAAACUCUCACGUAAGUCGAAGCGGCCGGAGAAUGUCAACCCUAAUGUAAACAGUCCUAAUCCGAAGGUUUUAAAGUCUCCAGCACUCAAAUCGGCGUCUAAAAGUCAGAAGUCGUCGUUGAAGAAACCGAAUCCAGUUACGUCACCUUCUCCGAUUCCGAGGAACAAGAUUAGGGAGAGGAAAUUUGUAGUGGCAAAGAAGAAUUCGAAGGGAGGGAAACCUAAAACCCCAGCAUCCGUCAAUUGUAAGUGUAAAGCUAGUGUUAACCCUAAAAAGUGUUUGUGUGUUGCUUAUGAGACUCUUAGGGCUUCUCAAGAUGAGUUCUUUAAGAUUGAUGAGGAACAGAAGAAAACCCUGACUGAAAACCCUAAUUUGAUGAGCGAAUUUGAAGGAAAAUUAAGCGAAGGUGAGAUCGUUGAGGCAUAUGAUGAAAAAGUUAGUGCACAUGUCAAGCGAAGGGAUAAAUUGUUAGAAGUAGCAAGACAGAGCAUUCCUAAAUGUGGAAGAGUGAUGCAUCUUGUGAAGGCAUUUGAGAAUGCUCUCACGUUACCCAAAUCGAACACCGAAACCGAGAAUGAAGAACAGAAUAAGGAUCUUGAAGAGGAGACAAGAAAGGUUUUGAAAUGGGAAUUGCCUGGAUUGAGACCCAGGGCUCCUGUGACUGAAUUUUCUUCUCCAGAUCUUUUCCUAACACCCGAGAGCUUGGGAUUGGAUUCACGAAUUUCUUCUUGUUCAUCGGGUAGCAGCCACGGAAGCAUUUCAAACAGAAACUCUGGUGGUGGGAGGCAUAGCAGAAGAAGUAGUUCCGAAUCCACUGCAACUUUUGGCGGUAGCCGAGGGAAGAGAAGGACGCUUAAGGCUACUCCUCAACAACCCUUCAAGCUCAAAACCGAGCAAAGAGGAAGAUCCAAGCAAGAAGAGUUCAUGAGAAAAGUACAAGAGAUGAUGAUUGAGCAGGAAAAGCAGAGGAUUCCUGUUGCCCAGGGUCUCCCAUGGACAACAGAUGAACCACAGUGUUUGGCAAGACCUCCGGUUAAAGAGAGUACUCGGCCGGUUGAUGUGGUGCUACAUAGCAACACGAGAGCCGUGGAGCGUGCUGACUUUGACAAUCAGGUGCAAGAAAAGCUCUCAUUCAUCGAGCAAUUCAAACUGGAAAGAGAAAGACAAGAAAAGUUAGCAGAAGAGGAAGAAUUAAGGAGGUUGAGGAAGGUGCUCGUGCCAAAGGCUCAACCUAUGCCCUAUUUCGACAAGCCUUUCAUCCCAAAAAGGUCAGAAAAGCAACCAACGUUGCCCAAAGAGCCAAAGUUUCACAACCCUCAGCAUAAGAAGAUGUUUGUUGGUCAUUAGAGACUUGUAUACUUUGGGUGUGUAUAUGGUGCAAUUAUUCUGGUUGCAAUUUUGGGUCCAAGAUAUGUCAAUUCUUUAACUUUAAUUUAUGUUUGAUAAAUUCUUGCUAUUGGUUCUAUUUGUUUGACCUUUCAAACGGUGGGAA